Messenger RNA from Centruroides sculpturatus (bark scorpion), 814 nucleotides. Its product is annotated as transmembrane protein 11-B, mitochondrial-like. The transcript is spliced from 2 exons. Gene Ontology annotation, cellular component: mitochondrial inner membrane. Gene Ontology annotation, biological process: inner mitochondrial membrane organization. Bases 104 to 688 code for a protein of 194 amino acids. Lineage: Eukaryota; Metazoa; Arthropoda; Arachnida; Scorpiones; Buthidae. The record is from RefSeq and is a predicted model, not a curated record.
AACAAUAAAUAUUUUAAAGACAAGUUAUAACAAUAAUUUUCGGUCUAUCUUCACGUAAUGCUGAUAUUUAAAUAAAAACGAUUUUCAAAUUUAUAAAUUUGGAAUGGCCGUAUCCAGAAGCAACUGUUCUCGUACUGCAGAUGACCUGAGAGAUCAGCUUAGGCAACAGGGCAUAAACAUUGUAUUCGAAGAUCAUGACUGGGAAGAGACUUCAGCAACAGCAGACGAUGAGUUAGAAAAGGCAAUGGCAUCCGGAACACGCAUCAUCAUCAUUGAGCCUUUAGAAUUGGGAGAGAUGACUUCAGUUUGGAUUGGAUUCGGACGUUUUCUAAAUAGAUUAUCAUUAUACACUGGAUUAGGAACGUUAGCAACAGCCUACUUUUGGCCUAAGAAUCCCCAUUUCUACUGCUCAUUGGGUGCUAUCAAUUUUGUAUGCACAGCUAUGUAUGGUGUCGCGUGGCAAUUUGAUCCUUGCUCCAAGUACAGGGUUGUAAAAAGUCCUUCUGAAAGAGCAAAUUUGCCACUUCAUUUAAUUUCUACAUAUUGUCCCGUGGUGCUCGCCAGAAAAAAUACUCUCCCGAUGAAUUGCACUCGAAUCAUUUUAACAUUUUCUGCAGUUGGUUAUUGCUUGUGGAAUGUUUACAAAUUAUGGAGAGGAGAAAUCAUACCAGGAUGUGAACUGUAUUAAUUGAAAUCCUCAAAUUUCAUGAAAAUUCAAAUCGAAUUCAAUUCCUUACAGAAAUGUUUCUUUUUUCAAAAUUUAGUUUCAAAAAUGAUUUAAUUAGUAUUCGAAAAAUUAAAGUUAAAUCUUUAU